UAUAUAUCGUAUCCAACAUAAAUUAGGACGGACGGAGUAAUACGGGGAGGGUGAGGAGGGAGGGAAUCCCUUUCAAAAUUCAAACUCAAAAAGCCCAACAAAAAUCGGGUCGGUCCACUCAUUUUGUAUCCGUUCACACUUUUCCCCCCAUAGCUUUUUUCUGCUAUUUCUUUGAACAGAGCUCUGAGAUUCUUCACAUUCCAAAUCGAAUUCUGCCAGAAGCAAAAAAGGGUUACGAAUAGAGCAAAAAUGGAUGCUGAAAACAUUGAAAAUUCAGUGGAAAUCAAAGGAAUUCCAACUCGGGAUGGUAAAUAUGUUGAGUACAAUGUUGUGGGUAACUUAUUUGAAGUUACCUCAAAGUAUGUCCCUCCAAUUCAACCUGUAGGCCGUGGAGCUUACGGAAUCGUCUGCUGUGCUACAAAUUCGGAGACGAAGGAGGAGAUAGCAAUCAAAAAAAUUGGGAAUGCAUUUGAAAAUAGAAUUGAUGCAAAGAGGACCCUUCGCGAGAUCAAACUUCUUUCUCACAUGGAUCAUGAAAAUGUCAUCAAAAUAAAAGAUAUAGUAAGACCACCAGACAGAGAGGAAUUCAAUGAUGUGUAUAUUGUGUAUGAGCUAAUGGAUACUGAUCUGCAUCAGAUAAUACGCUCUUCACAGGCCCUCACAGAAGAUCAUUGUCAAUACUUCCUCUAUCAAUUAUUGCGUGGACUCAAGUAUGUACAUUCUGCUAAUGUUCUUCACCGGGAUCUGAAACCUAGCAACUUGCUACUCAAUGCAAACUGUGACCUCAAGAUCUGUGAUUUUGGGCUUGCUAGAACUACUUCAGAGGCAGAUUUUAUGACUGAGUAUGUUGUUACCCGAUGGUAUAGGGCACCCGAGCUACUACUUAAUUGUACCGAAUAUACUGCAGCGAUUGAUAUAUGGUCAGUUGGUUGCAUUUUGAUGGAACUCAUUAAGAGAGAGCCUCUUUUUCCCGGGAGAGACUAUGCUCAGCAAUUGGGGCUUAUCAUAAAGUUAUUAGGUUCACCGGAGGAGUCUGAUCUUGGAUUCCUAAGGAGUGACAAUGCUAGGAAGUACGUCAAGCAGCUGCCUCAAGUUCCAAAGCAACCAUUUUCCGAGCAUUUCCCUGAUGUGUCCCCUUUAGCCCUUGAUCUUGCAGAAAAGAUGUUGGUUUUUGAUCCAGCUAAACGCAUAACUGUUGAGGAUGCAUUGAAUCAUCCAUUCAUGAUAAGUCUCCAUGAGAUAAACGAGGAACCAGUUUGCACUUCUCCUUUCAACUUCGACUUUGAACAAGCAUCUCUAAGCGAGGAAGACAUUAAGGAGCUCAUAUGGAACGAGGCUCUUAAGUUUGAUCCCGAUACAACCAAGUGAUGAUCCAUACUAUAUUUCCUCAAUAGCUUGUUUCAUCAAUGUCUGGAGUGUGAUUUGGUUGUGGCAGGUUACAAGAAUUUAAUAGAUUCUACCUAAUAAUUGCAACACUGUGGAUGCAUCUCAAGAUCUACAUUACUGUCCAAGUUCUCAUAACUUUAUUCCACAUUACUUACCUCACCUAUGCUACUGCUCAUUCAGGAAUAAUUGAAAACAGUUCUACCAUAGAGCCACUUCUUCACGGGAAGAACAUGAAAAAGGAUUGAUCGGAGCCGCGAGCAUUCUAACGCACACAUCAUUGUCUUUAAUUUCCACCGGCGGAAGCUCCGUCACUCUGCGAUAAACUUACAAUUAGUACCAGAUAAUUGAAAUUUGAAAAAGUAAACUGAAGAGAAAUGGAAGAGUUACUUAACCUAGUGACAACAUCAGGAGAGCCGUGUUGAUCGUAGACAACGGCCUUAGAAGGCGGCGAAAUGGCGGCGGAAUAAUCUCGUACGGCGGAGUAUAGAGGACGAGAACGGAGCCGGAGGACUCGUGAGAGCGGAUUCCAUGGUGAAACUCCAUGUACGAGGGCUUUUAGGGGUACAAUCCUAGCAGUCGCCAUUACAGAAC
Messenger RNA from Solanum pennellii, 1977 nucleotides. Its product is annotated as mitogen-activated protein kinase homolog NTF6. The transcript has 8 exons. The record is from RefSeq and is a predicted model, not a curated record. Gene Ontology annotation, molecular function: ATP binding; MAP kinase activity. Gene Ontology annotation, biological process: intracellular signal transduction; protein phosphorylation. Gene Ontology annotation, cellular component: nucleus; cytoplasm. The coding region runs from base 250 to 1368 and encodes 372 amino acids. NCBI's taxonomy places the organism in Eukaryota, Viridiplantae, Streptophyta, Magnoliopsida, Solanales, Solanaceae.